GACCAUUUCUCCAGGUGAACAAGGAACAGUCUACGGAAUGUCCGAUCCCAGAUUUUUAGAUAUCCCAGCUGUGAUCUUCGACAACGGAUCCGGAUUGUGCAAGGCUGGCAUUGCCGGAGAUAGCGCUCCGAGGUCAGUCAUCACAGCCAUCGUGGGCCGUUCGAAAGCCAAAGCUACGAUGCUCGGAGCAGGCCAGAAGGAAUAUUACAUUGGAGAAGAAGCUCAGUCCAAACGGGGCGUUUUAUCCUUGAAUUAUCCCAUCGAUCACGGUAUUGUGACCUCCUGGGACGACAUGGAACGGAUCUGGAGGCACGUUUACGAUUGCGAAUUGAGGCUCAAGUCCAGCGAGAGGCCCGUGUUGCUGACCGAAGCCCCUCUGAAUCCCCUCCAGAAUCGGGAGAGGAUGACUCAGAUCAUGUUCGAGAACUUCAAGGUCCCAGCGAUGUAUGUGGCUGUCCAAGCCACUUUGGCACUCUAUGCAUCAGCACGUACCACCGGCAUAGUCAUGGACAGCGGAGAUGGGGUCACCCACACGGUUCCUAUCUAUGAAGGGUACUGCUUGCCCCACGCGGUCUCCAGGUUGGACGUCGCUGGAAGGGACAUCACUGAAUACUUCAUGAGGCUUCUUCUCGAGAGCGGGCAUUCCUUCGUCAGCACGGCCGAAAGAGAAAUUGUGAAGGACAUCAAGGAGAAGCUGUGUUAUGUAGCGUUAGAUCCCGUCCAAGAAAUGAAAACUAAGCCGGAGUAUCUCCUCAGAGAGUACAAGUUACCCGACGGAAACGUCAUCCAAAUUGGGAGUCAACUCUUCCGAGCUCCAGAAGCCCUUUUCGCCCCCACCGACAUCGGCAUCGAUGCGCCGGGCGUCCACCGAAUGAUCUUCAACAGCAUCAUGAAAUGCGACAUCGACGUCCGACGAGAUCUUUACGGCAACGUCCUCCUUUCGGGAGGAUCAACGUUGUUCUGUGGGCUGGAUGAGCGCAUCUUGCAAGAGAUGCAACUUCAGGUACCUCUGGGGAUAUCGGUGAGGAUCAUCGCUCCUCCGGAAAGGAAGUAUUGCGUGUGGAUCGGGGCCUCCAUAUUGACUUGCUUAACGGCAUUCAGACAGAUGUGGGUCACCUUGAACGAUUACCAUGAAUUUGGACCUGCUGUGGUGCACCGGAAAUGUUUUUAGGAACAAUUGUCUCCCUUUGUAGAUGGGUUAGAACGGUGGAAGUUCAAAUAAUUAGAGGGACAUAAAACGUUCAUCGAUCACAUAUAAUUCUUUGAACUUCUGUUGUGUCUAUCCAAAGAUGGAUUUCUCAUAUGUCUGAAUUUAUAUGUGUAUAUGAAAUCUGUCUUCGGAUGUGUUGAAUGGCUAGAAUUUACAGUAAAUAAAUGAUGGAGUCACGGGCACCAGGA
Molecule: messenger RNA, 1398 nt
Organism: Pantherophis guttatus
Lineage: Eukaryota; Metazoa; Chordata; Lepidosauria; Squamata; Colubridae
Source: RefSeq, a predicted model, not a curated record